UUCAUAUUUAUCAAUUCGCUCUCUCUAUAUUGUCUUGAUUUAGGUCGAUUGCAAUCAUAUCAUUCACAACAUGAAGGUUAGCCUCUUGUUGGGUUUUCUUCACCUUGGAGCUGUCCACGCUCUAUGGCCCGUCAAGGAUUUCAGAGUUGACGAUUUACCAUCCACUAGUGACAUCGACUUGAAAUCUAAUAUUAAAAACGAAAACAUCGACACGCUUGUCCACAAGGACGUUGCGACUUCGUCGAAUGCUACAGAGGGACCUGUGUUCAUCGACAACGUUAAUCUCCAAUACCUUUUCACGGACAAUGCCAGUUCGAUCUACUAUUUGUAUGCCAAUAUCAGUGAUUCGCGAAACGAGUACAAUGACCAAUUCGCCUUGCUUCUAGACACUGGCUCGUCCAUUACAUGGCUUUACAACGAAACAUGUACCGAGAAUGGCUGUAGCAAGCUGGGAGUGAACAAGUUUGAUGAUUUUUCUGAUUCUAUUGUGCCCGAGUCAGACUUUCACUUGUCUUACACGGGAGAAACCGUGGCUGGGGAUAUUGUAUCGUUGGAAGAAAACAAUCUCUCAUUGACAUUUGGUAAUAGUAGAGUUGAAUUCAGCAACCUUUCUAUCGGAUUGACUAGCAAUUCGCCAGAAAUGUUUAAAGGCUAUGCUAUCAGCGGCUUGCUUGGGAUUUCAUCUUCCAACAACAAUGACCCAGUCAGAAACAUCGUCAGCCAAUACUAUGCCAGCAACAGAAUCAGUAAGGAAAUGUUUGCAUUAUUCUUGAAGUCAAACAACCAGACGAUCACCCACGUUGAUUCCAAUAACAAAGAGUUCGAUCCUCUUCCAAAUGAUUUCGGCGGAAUGGUUAUAUUUGGUGCAGGGGCCCAAAAUUAUCUCGACAGUUUCCCCGGAAAGACAAUCUACACUAAAGUCAUAGACAACGACAAUGCCUACUGGUUGAUAAAUAUAACACAGGUGGAUACUACUAACUCAACAGCCAAAAAAACCUUCACUUUCGACAGUCGUGGGGCCAUUAUAGACACAGGAACCACUGGCAUUGUUCUUCCUGUUACUGACGCGGAUGCUCUUCACGAAAGCCUUUUUGGCAAUACUUUUGUCACGGAUGGCAAAGGUAACUACGCCUUUCCCUGCAAUACAGAAAACAGCAGCAUCUUCUUUUCUCUCGACGACGGACAGCUUGAAGUUUCGUCCUCUUUCUUCAUGGGAGACAGUUACGACCAGCCGGGUUUACAGGGGCUAUGUGCCCUGAAGAUUCAGGGAAUCGACGGUUACAACAACUGGGUUUUGGGGGCUUCGUUCUUGAACAAGUUCUACACUGUCUUCGACUUGGAAAAGAAGCAGAUUGGAUUUGUGGAUGCUGACGUUAGUUCAGUGAUCUUGAAACAAGAAUCCAUCUUGACGGAUACACUGUUUGUUGGUUCUGAUGUUUCCGCAGUCAUUGAUCCUCCAUCAAGUUCAGACUCCAGCGAAAGCAGCGGCUCCAAGGAUUCUAAAGAAUCUAAUACUACUAGCAAUGAAAGUACUGACAGCUCUAAAUCUACAGUUCGUUCGAAGCAAACUCAUUCUUCGACGAUUUUAGUUUCGUCUGCAACCUCUACCAAAACGUCUUCAAGCUCGAUCGUGAAUUCUGACACCAGCAGCUCGAGCUCAGCACCAUCCACAGAAUCCAACAAUUCUAAAUCCCAUAAUGUGAACAACGGAACUAGUACAUUGAUACCUAAAUCGUUCACAGUAUUCAUGUCUGUCAUACUUUCACUUUUUGUUUGUGUAUUAAUCUAACCCUUUAUAGAAUCACAUAGUACACUUUCAAAAAUAAAAACAGUUAUUCGUAUAGUUUGGAAAAUAGAACUACGAUAAUAUACAUCUAAUUGGU
Messenger RNA from Scheffersomyces stipitis CBS 6054, 1883 nucleotides. Its product is annotated as pepsin-like aspartic protease. The coding region runs from base 71 to 1789 and encodes 572 amino acids. Gene Ontology annotation, molecular function: aspartic-type endopeptidase activity. The transcript has a single exon. Gene Ontology annotation, biological process: proteolysis. The record is from RefSeq and is a predicted model, not a curated record. Lineage: Eukaryota; Fungi; Ascomycota; Pichiomycetes; Serinales; Debaryomycetaceae.